AUGGAUUUCGCGCCGUACCAGUCCUCGCCGCCCGAGCAUGGCCGAGUAGCCUCUCCCGAGUAUGGCGCAUCCCCGCGCGCCUCUACAGAUGCAAGCAAGAGACCGUUCUCGCCCAUCAAUGCCGCGCGCAGUCCGCCUCCGCUACAACACCCUCAGCCCCAGAGAGCUUGGGGUGGAUUCGAUGGCCAGACGAGCGGUUGGGCUGGGGGGAGCGCUGCACCCGCAGGGAACUCUCUACCUGGUGCAUACCCUGCGGCGGAAGUGAGCGAGUUCGAUACCAGCCUCGGGCUCAGGCUCGACUGCGAAGCCUGUCUGGCGUAUUUGGCGUUUCCGCCAAUUGGCGCCAUUGUGCUUCUUAUACUGGAGAGAAAUAGCGACUAUGUGAGAUUCCACGCCUGGCAAUCUGCGUUACUGUUCACAACUGUCAUGAUAUUCCACCUCCUCUUUUCAUGGUCGAAAUUCUUCAGUUGGCUGUUCUUUCUAGGAGAUCUCGCCCUGAUUGCCUUUCUCUCCCUCAAGGCAUACCGUGAUGCUGAAUCGUUAGAUAGAUUCGAAUUUCCGUUUUUCGGAAAGAUAGCAACGAGGAUACUAGACGAUGAGUAA
Molecule: messenger RNA, 603 nt
Organism: Akanthomyces muscarius
Lineage: Eukaryota; Fungi; Ascomycota; Sordariomycetes; Hypocreales; Cordycipitaceae
Exons: 3
Coding region: 1-603 (200 amino acids)
Source: RefSeq, a predicted model, not a curated record